AUGGAGGAUGAAAUUGCACAAAUUGUGACAAAACUACUUGAUCAAAUGGAUUGUGAGAUGCACAGUAACAAAGUGUAUUCGAUUGCAGAUAGAAGCAGCAUUGGAGUGAACAAGGAGGUAUUGCGAAUCAAACUACUCUCUGGAGAUAGAAGUACUACACAUACAGAAAUCAAGAUACAAGUUGUAGUGAAUGAACGUAGUAGUGAUCUACUUAAUAGAAGCUCAACUGAUCAAAUAAGGAAAAACACAAUGAUUUUUGAAUACAAUAACUUGAUUGUGGAUGUGAGCAUUAAUGUAGAGAAUGAUCCGAUAUACAUAUAUGGAGAGUACAUAAAGAUGAGCAGAAGCAUGACACAAACACCUUUAUUUAUUGGUAAGACACUUAAGUGCAGCAGAAGUGUAUCUGACUUCUGCAAGCAGCUGAAGAAGUUUUUUUGUGCUGGGGACGUCAAGUUUGUGCCUGCGGGGAGAGAAGAUAUGGAUGUGCAGAUGAUUGAGGGAAGACCAUUUCUACUUGUAGUGAAGAAUCCGAGGCAUAACCUAGCUUUUCAAGAUCUAGAGCUUGAUCUGUAUAAAGAGGUAGACAUUAUCAACCUUAAGGUUGUAAAGAAAGAAUGCAAAGAAGCAAUAUUCAGUGGAGAGGUGAUAUCUAAAAAAACCUAUUCAUUGCUUGUCUGUAGCAAACACUCUAUAGAUAUACAGAAGCACUAUGACGUUGAUCAGAUGACACCAUUGAGAGUGAUGCAUCGUAGGGCAAACAUGACCCGUGAGAAGAAAGUAGAUAUUUUAGAAUGGAAGGGAAUGGAAGGGAAUGGGCUGAUGUAUUAUCAAAUAGUGCUUGAAGCAAGCGCAGGAGCAUACAUCAAAGAGUUUGUGAACGGAGACUUUGGAAGAACCAAGCCAUCUCUUGGUGGCUCAUAUUACUGUGAUCUGCUUGAGCUUGAUGUGAUAAGAGUUGAAAAGCAUGACAUAGAGAAAUUUGUGGAGAGAAAUAUUUGUCUGAAAGUAGUGAGAGUAUAA
Molecule: messenger RNA, 1020 nt
Organism: Ordospora colligata OC4
Lineage: Eukaryota; Fungi; Microsporidia; Ordosporidae
Product: putative pseudouridylate synthase
Exons: 1
Coding region: 1-1020 (339 amino acids)
Biological process (GO): tRNA pseudouridine synthesis
Molecular function (GO): pseudouridine synthase activity
Source: RefSeq, a predicted model, not a curated record